Pyricularia grisea is the source of this 389-nucleotide messenger RNA. RefSeq lists its product as uncharacterized. The annotation marks the transcript as partial. The record is from RefSeq and is a predicted model, not a curated record. The transcript is spliced from 2 exons. Lineage: Eukaryota; Fungi; Ascomycota; Sordariomycetes; Magnaporthales; Pyriculariaceae.
CCACGCAGUAGACUUGAUAUCACCACCCACCGCCACCCACCGCCACAGAAGUGCCGCCGCGCCGCCCGCGGGCUGCUCACCCGCCGAGUCCUGAGCAGCCUACUUAUCGAGAGGGCGCAGAACUGCGAUUUAUCGGCGACCACAACAUUUCGUGAUCUGCGGAACUUAGCCCGAGCGGUCUGCAAGAGUGGGGUGAUCAGCAAAACGGCCAUUCUUUAGACAGGUUCCAUGAAAGACAUGGGCAAUUAGGCUCACAAAUAAAACAUGAGCGACUCGAUUUCGUUCCUUGUGUGAUUAUUGCCAUUCGCCAUCCUGCUAAACGUCAAUUGCUUGUCGCUCAAAAAACUCCGUGUAACGACUGACUCACUUUUGCACGAGGGUCAAAAACA